This is a messenger RNA of Aspergillus mulundensis, 1851 nucleotides long. RefSeq names its product Hsp70 family protein. NCBI's taxonomy places the organism in Eukaryota, Fungi, Ascomycota, Eurotiomycetes, Eurotiales, Aspergillaceae. The record is from RefSeq and is a predicted model, not a curated record. Gene Ontology annotation, molecular function: ATP-dependent protein folding chaperone; ATP binding. The transcript has 7 exons. Bases 1 to 1851 code for a protein of 616 amino acids.
AUGACAUUCACACCGACCGACGGGAUCAUGGCCUAUCGUCCAAAGAUUGCGACACCGAGCGAAGAUGACGAGGACGAUGUCAUGGUGAUUGGUAUUGAUUUCGGAACAACAUACUCUGGUGUCGCAUGGGCCACGGUCGCCGACUUCGCCAGUGAUCAGAUCAAUCUCAUCACCAGCUGGCCAGGCACUGGCCGAGAAGAGGGCAAAGCGCCAACCGAGCUCUUCUACGAAGACGAUCAGAUCUUCUGGGGGUAUGAGAUUCCCGACGAUGCAGACCCAGUCCGGUGGUUCAAGCUUCUCCUUGUCAAGGACGAGGAUCUCACUGAAGAGACUCGCUCUUCCGAGUUCCUCCUGCGCGGGCGCAAGAUGCUCAAGGAGACGGGUAAGACUGCGGUUGGGCUGAUCGCUGAUUACCUUCGUCUUCUGUGGGGACAUAUUCUUGAGUCCGUGAAGAAGUCUCGUGGCGAGUAUGUCAUUGACGCGUUGCGAUUCCACGUUGUCAUUACAGUGCCCGCCAUCUGGAAGGGUUAUGCACGACAAGGGAUGGAAGAAGCUGCUCGACAAGCUGGAAUCUUGGACAGUCGGCCAGCCGGUGAGACGAUGCUUAGCUUCGUCCCUGAACCGGAGGCUGCAGCGUUAUCGACGCUUUGUGAACCUGGUCGACGGACUCAGCCGGGUGAUGUCUAUGUUAUUUGCGACGCGGGUGGUGGUACAGUUGACUUGAUCAGUUACGAGAUUGGCUCCGUCAACCCCAUUGCAAUGCAUGAAGCAGUUGAAGGAACUGGUGGGCUCUGCGGCGGUAUAUUCAUUGACGAAGCUUUUGAGCACGCAUGCAAGUCGCGUCUCGGACGCCGCUGGGAUCACCUCAGCAAGGCAGGUAUCAAGGAGAUCAUCAAAGGGGAGUGGGAGCAUGCCAUCAAGCCGCAGUUUAAGCCGCAGAGUUCGAAGAAAGAAUACAUCGUGAGCAUCCCGGCCGAAGCGUUCGGCAAGAACAGUCUGGACGACAUGAGCCGCGAGCCAUUUAUUAAGAAGGGUCGCAUUCAUUUCUCGAGUUCCCACAUCCAAGAAGCAUUCACCGAGUCUUUUGCCGGGAUCGACAAACUCGUCGACGGCCAAAUCAACAAAGCAAGAAGCCAGGGCCUGGACGUGAAGGGAAUCAUCCUCGUCGGCGGUCUCGGCGCGAGCCCAUACCUCUACGAACACCUCAAGAACCGCCACUCCAGCGCCGGAAUCACAAUCCUCCAGUCUGGCGGAAUGCGCCCGCGGACUGCGAUCUGCCAAGGAGCAGUAUACAAGGGGUUCCUGGACGGCAGCAGCGACAGCAGCGGCACCCAGCAGAACGGAUACGGCGUGGCAGCGCCAAUCAGCGUGACGUCGUCCAUCUCCAGAACCAGCAUCGGCAUCGUCUACCACGCGCCCUUCGACGCCGCCAAACAUCUCGACGAAGAUAAAGCCUGGUAUCCGGACGAGGGCGAGUGGCGCGCAAACAACCAGCUCAACUGGUAUCUGCGACGGGGCGACAACGUCUCGACAACCGACCCAGUCCGAUACAACUUCUACCGUCUAUACCGCAAAGACCCGGGUCCUCAAUUCAGCGUUGAGCUAUACGAGUGCGAAGACCACGACGCCCCGACGCGGUUGGAGAAGAGCGUCGUGCGCCACUGCAAGAUCGAUUGCACGCUUGACGUGCCGUUUGACAGUCUAGAGGACUUCCGGUCCGCGGAGACGGGGUCGUGGAUGAAGAAGCUGUCGUUUGAUCUGGAGAUGGUGCCGAGUGGGGCGAGCGUGCAGUUUGUGGUUUAUGUUGAGGGGAGGCGGAUGGGGAGCCAGAAUGCUAAUAUCAAGUUCUAG